UCGUUCUUCAAGACAAAACACACUCACUACUCUCUACUCUUUCUCUCUCUCUUGAAUUCCGACGAAAUUAUGUUUCACUUUCCCUUUUAAUUCCUUCUCCUUUUUCUUUCCACAGUAACUCAUAAUCUUCGUUUACCUCAAAGUUUUCUUGGAAGCAGACACUCUAAUCCGAGUUCAAGUAAAGAGUGAAGCUAUGAUCUUUACAAGUCGACAAGUGUUCUUUGUUCUCUCUGUUUUGGCCUUGACAACAAUGCCCUUCUCCGCUGGAGUCACCAAUCUCCGAGAUGUUUCUGCGAUUAAUAACUUGUACAUUACUUUGGGAGCACCGUCUCUACAUCGGUGGCUUGCUUUUGGAGGAGACCCUUGUGGAGAAAAGUGGCAAGGUGUUGUCUGUGAUUCCUCAAACAUCACUGAAAUAAGUAUACGCGGCAUGAAGGUUGGUGGAAGCUUAAGUGACACCCUUGCUGAUUUUUCAUCUAUCCAAGUCAUGGACUUCAGUGACAAUCACAUCUCAGGGACAAUUCCACAGGCUUUGCCUUCUACCAUCCGAAACCUAUCUCUCUCUAGCAACCGCUUCACUGGGAAUAUACCCUUUACACUGUCCUUUUUAACCGAGUUGUCAGAACUGUCGUUAGGGAACAAUGUUUUAUCAGGAGAGAUUCCAGAUUACUUUCAGCAGCUAACAAAACUGACUAAACUGGACUUAUCGGCUAACAUACUGGAAGGCCGUUUACCUCCUUCCAUGGGAGACUUAGCUGCUCUCAAGAUACUAUAUCUGCAGGACAACAAGCUCAUUGGAACACUUGAUGUUAUAGAAGAUCUCUCCUUAACCGAUUUGAAUGUAGCAAACAACUUGUUCUCUGGACCUAUACCUCCAAAUCUAUUAAAAGUCCCAAACUUCAAAAAAGAUGGAACUCCAUUCAACACAUCCAUUAUAACACCCCCUCCACCUGCUGCUGAUCCUCCUCCCGCUACUCACCAUGCUCCUCCUCUUCCUCGUGUCCCUCCUGUCUCCAAUGUUCCUCCUGCUCCUUUUGCUCCACUGCUACCACCACCACCACCUUUGGUUUGGUCACCACCUUCUGAUAACGUAGGAGGUGAUCCCUGGAACUCUGGGUCAGGACAACCAACUUUACAAAUAUCACCUCCUUCAGGUUCAGGCUCAGGAAAGUUUUGGUCCACUCAGAGAAUCAUUCUAGUCGUUUCCUCAGUGGCUAUAAUUGUUCUCGUAUCCGGCUUGUGUGUUACACUUUGGAGAUGUUGCAGAGGGAAGAAGUAUAACCGUUAUGGAGCUGAUGCUCGUAAAGAUUUACAACGACCGUACUUCAAUAAACCUCCAUCUCAACCAACCCCCACUUUGGGAAAAGUUUCUAGGGAGCCUAUGGUUAAGCCUUACGAUGGAUAUGGAGGUGGAGACAGGAAGUAUGGUUAUCCUAUGCCGCCACCACGGCCUGAAGAGAGCAGGAGAGCGAUUCCUCCUGCUUCGUAUUAUAACAAGGAUGUGCAAAAGCCGCUACAACAACCACCGAGGCGUUUCCAGUCUAAUGACGAUUCUGCUGCUUCAAAGAGAGCAGCUCAUUUUCCUCCAGGGUUGAAUUCUUCAUCUUCGGCUACUGUUUUCACCGUUGCUUCACUUCAGCAGUACACAAAUGGUUUCUCUGAAGAGCUUAUCAUCGGUGAAGGGUCGCUUGGUAAUGUUUACCGAGCCGUGUUUCCUCAUGGCAAGUAUCUUGCGGUGAAGAAGCUGAGCAAUACAAUCAACAAAACGCAGAGUGAUGGGGAGUUCCUCAACCUAGUCUCCAAUGUUUUGAAGCUUAAACGAGGGAAUAUAUUGGAGUUUCUUGGUUACUGUAAUGAGUAUGGUCAACGGCUGCUUGUGUAUGAGUACUGUCCUAAUGGAUCAUUACAAGAUGCGUUGCAUUUGGAUCGCAAGUUGCACAAGAAGCUCACUUGGAAUGUGCGUAUUAAUAUUGCUUUAGGAGCUUCCAAGGCAUUACAGUUCCUUCACGAGGUAUGCCAACCGCCGGUUGUACACCAGAACUUCAAGUCUUCCAAGGUUCUCCUUGAUGAAAAGCUCUCUGUGCGUGUUGCAGACAGCGGUUUGGCUUAUAUGUUACCACCACGUCCAACGAGUCAGAUGGCGGGUUAUGCGGCUCCUGAGGUGGAGUAUGGAAGCUACACUUGUCAGAGCGAUGUAUAUAGCCUUGGGGUUGUUAUGUUAGAAUUGCUCACUGGACGCAGACCAUUUGACAGGACGAGGCCGAGGGGACAUCAGACACUAGCGCAGUGGGCUAUACCUAGGCUUCAUGACAUAGAUGCGUUGACAAGAAUGGUUGAUCCGUCGUUACAUGGAGCUUAUCCAAAGAAAUCGUUGUCACGUUUUGCAGAUAUCAUAUCACGUUCUCUCCAGAUGGAGCCAGGAUUCAGACCGCCCGUAUCAGAAAUUGUCCAAGAUCUUCAACAUAUGAUCUAAGAAGAUAUACAAGCCUUGGACUACAACGCAGAAGGAUAUUUUAUUUGUCAGAUUCUUGUUUAUUCCUUUGAUGAAUGUAACGUAUGAACAAUCCGGUUGCAGCUUUUAAUUACUUGUUUGGUAGGUUAACUAGAGUCGUAUGUAUUUGAAACCGUGGUUGAGUUUGGAAAUGUCUUGGGACGUGAAAAUAUCAUAUGAUCAGAAACACAAUCAUCGUGAACAUCUCCAA
Molecule: messenger RNA, 2702 nt
Organism: Brassica napus (rape)
Lineage: Eukaryota; Viridiplantae; Streptophyta; Magnoliopsida; Brassicales; Brassicaceae
Product: protein STRUBBELIG
Exons: 16
Coding region: 194-2473 (759 amino acids)
Biological process (GO): protein phosphorylation
Molecular function (GO): ATP binding; protein binding; protein kinase activity
Source: RefSeq, a predicted model, not a curated record